This is a messenger RNA of Lacerta agilis (Sand lizard), 713 nucleotides long. RefSeq names its product TEN1 subunit of CST complex (gene TEN1). Gene Ontology annotation, biological process: negative regulation of telomere maintenance via telomerase. NCBI's taxonomy places the organism in Eukaryota, Metazoa, Chordata, Lepidosauria, Squamata, Lacertidae. The transcript has 4 exons. Gene Ontology annotation, molecular function: telomeric repeat DNA binding; single-stranded DNA binding; telomerase inhibitor activity. Gene Ontology annotation, cellular component: CST complex. The record is from RefSeq and is a predicted model, not a curated record. Bases 176 to 559 code for a protein of 127 amino acids.
CCUGCCCACUGAUUUGUGGCUAAGGGCACAUUGGCUUCGCGUGGCUGGGCGACAGAAACUCUGCGGCAUAGAAGGGAAUUCUGGACAGACUGUCUCUAGUUGGGUGUUAGGAGGAUAUAAACGAGUGUUUCGAUUGCUGCUUUGCAGGGUCUGUUCUCAAGAACAGUUGCGCAAAAUGCUGCCAGAUGCUGGGACAUAUCACUUUCCUUGGGAAAUAAACUCUGCAUUGAUCCCAGAAGGGAAGACCCUGAGAACCUUUGGCAGGCUACACUCCUAUGAUGCGGUCAGCUCCCAAGCCAUCUUAACAGCUCAGCACACUUCAGUUCAGCACUGUAUCCAAGUUUGUACCAAGUUUGUGGAACCAUUCCAAGCCCAGCCUGGGGCUCUGUAUAUUGUACUGGGGGAAACUGAACAUAAAGAGGGUAAUGAGAUGGUGAUAAAGGCCCGUGUGUUUACAUGUGUGGAAGGAAUAAACCUUCAGUUGCUGGAGAAGGCCAUAACGGAACAGAGAAAAUAUUUCCAGGAGAGAGAGAAGCAGCUGGAAGGAAAUGCCUCCUAGUGCUCUCUGCAUUAGGAGAGGACUUAUUACUGAACAUAAUUAGUAAUAUACUAUACUGAAUAGGGCCAGCUUACCAUUUUCCUUCACUCUAGUACCAGUUUGUAAUGCUGUCUUAAAAUUGUACUGCUUGCUAUUGCCUUAAGAGGACCCCCCC